Molecule: messenger RNA, 1573 nt
Organism: Pisolithus orientalis
Lineage: Eukaryota; Fungi; Basidiomycota; Agaricomycetes; Boletales; Pisolithaceae
Product: alpha-ketoacid dehydrogenase kinase
Exons: 11
Coding region: 1-1362 (453 amino acids)
Biological process (GO): protein phosphorylation; regulation of glucose metabolic process
Cellular component (GO): mitochondrion
Molecular function (GO): pyruvate dehydrogenase (acetyl-transferring) kinase activity
Source: RefSeq, a predicted model, not a curated record
AUGUCAUGGCAAGCUUGCUGUUUUCUGACGAAGAAUUAUGCCAGCAUGCAAAGGGCAACCUGCUCAAGCAGCCCCGGUGACGUUCGACGGUCCGUGACCACUGCAUUGCACUUUUAUCAGAAUCGCCAGUUGGACCUCUAUGCGUCCAAGCAAGCUCACAGGCUGAGCCUACGGCAACUUGUGUUCUUCGGGCGACACAUGAAUGAAGAGCGGUUAAUCAAAAGCGCCAAUUAUGUUCGUACAGAGCUGCCCGUACGAAUUGCACACAGAAUACGGGACCUUCAAGCCCUUCCAUAUGUUAUAGUCACUCAACCAGACGUAGCCAAGGUCUACGAGCUGUACUGGUCUGCUUUCGAAAAAUUCAGACGUUUCCCUCCAAUCACUAAUUUAUCCGACAAUUCCAAGUUUUGUGAUUUCCUGGAGACCCUACUGGACGAGCAUGCGCCUGUGAUACCAAGUCUGUCUCUUGGAUUGUCUCUUUGUUCGCCUCUUCUUCCUCCCGAGUCCCUUGAUUCCUUUAUGAAUCGGAUGCUGAUUUCGCGUAUAUCAAGACGCGUUCUCGCCGAACACCAUUUGGCGCUUAGCACGUCUUUGGGUCGCGACUCUCUGAAUUCGGAGGAUCCACAUGUGGGGAUUAUUUCUACUGCCCUCGACGUGAAACGCAGCAUUGUCAAGUGUGCAUACCUUCUGAGAAGUCGUCCUCAUGGUAUCGAAAACGAUAAUGGGAAGGUGAUCCCUAAUAGAGGUUGGCCUGAGGUGGUAGUCGAGGGCCAACUCGAUACAAAGUUCGCUUAUAUACGUGAGCACUUGGAAUAUAUCCUCUUCGAACUUCUCAAAAAUGCCAUGCGAGCCACUGGGCUCAAACAUUGGCACGAUACAACCCUACCACCCAUCUACGUCACCGUCGUGGCUGGGAAGGAUGAUGUCGGUAUUCGACUAUCGGAUCAAGGUGGCGGGCUGAAUUCGAAUAGUAUCCAAUCACCUUCUGAUCUAUUCUCAUUUUCCCAUACCCGCAAUGCAACGAGGAUUGAUAAGCGUCGAAUUAGAGCCCUAAGAAGAGCAAGCUCCAAAGGCGUGAAGGCCACGGUCGCCGAGCAGGUUGUGGAGGAGGAUGGUCACAAUGCUAAAGACCCUGAAAGAGGAGCUGGCAUUGCACCACACCAACGGAUGGGUCUGGGACUGCCUAUGAGCAACAUAUUUGCAACAUAUUUCGGCGGCUCUCUCCAACUGGUUUCAUUGGAUGGAUGGGGUGAGCGGCGGUCUCUUCUAUCCAGAACACGACCGACAUGGUCUUUCAUAGGCACCGAUGCGUACUUGCAGCUACCGAAGCUGGGAACGAAUUUGGAGGGCAUCGAGGUUUAAACGGGUUUUGUCGGACUGGUUCGGAAGCGACCUCCCGACAUACAGUGCCCGAUGCUAACAAGGGCACCUGGCCUUUGGCCACGUAUCCCGAGUCAUGUCCUAUGACUGGUACCUUUUCUUUAUGGAGUAUUAUGAAUUUAAUUCCACGCGGGACGAAUGAUACUCGGGCAUAGAUCAUUUCCCGUAUGAAUGAAAACUGAGAGUAUCUCUG